Chara braunii is the source of this 2555-nucleotide messenger RNA. Lineage: Eukaryota; Viridiplantae; Streptophyta; Charophyceae; Charales; Characeae. The record is from the annotation of a GenBank genome assembly.
GGCGUUUCCGGCACCUAUAAAAAGAAAACGCUGCUAACAGCAUUCGCCAGCGCUGAGUGUUUGUUAGUUGCCUCGAUCUUUCUCGCUUGCGGUUCUGCGGUCUGUGAGUUUGUCCCGCUUCAGCAGGUUCUGUGUCUGUGCUUCUGCCGUCUUCUCUGAGUGUGAACGCUGUGAAGGCGGCUAUGGCGAAAGGAGGUCCUGCAUCUGUUGUCCAUGACGGCGGCGGCGGCGGCUGUGCAUCCGCUGCCGCCAAGCCGCAAGUUUUCAUGGCAGGAAGAAAGAAACGAAAGAAGCUCGUGGGAUUCCCGACCUGGCCCCCUUCUUGUGGUGUCGCUGGCGAUGGCGUGGAAUGGAAAGAAGCUGAGGAGGAGGACGAAACUGAGGAAGAAGACGGGACGGGAGCUGGUGUUCAUGGGCAUGGGCCAUCUCCAGGUGAGCUUGGUGAAAUUGGCCCCCAAGAUCGCUUUGGCAGGCCUUCUAUGGGAGAGGGGGCGCGGAGGACAAAGAAGAGGAAGACAAUGAAGGAUGUCCGUGAGGACGGGAACGUAGCAGAGACAUCAGGAGACGCCGCGGAUGCUCCUGCGAGUGAAAGGGAGUCGAUGGAGUGGCCGCGGCGGCGGCGGUGGCGGAGGCGGCCGGUAUCGGGUCAUGCGGCGCAGCAUUUUGCGAAUGGUGUGAGGAGGUGGGCGGAGAAGGACGAAGCGCGAGGGAGGGGGUGUGGAGAGUCCACCUGGAGGCACUCUUUAGAGCCCGUGGAGAAGAAGAGGAAGAGGCGGGAUGAUGACGAACCAGACGUCGGUGGAUUCUGUAAAUAUCGUAGAGGCAAUGAGCAGGACAUGGAUGGUCCGGCAGCGGCGGAGUCGGGCUCUCUGGGUGAUGCGGCGGCGGCUUUCGUCGACUCGGGAACAAACUACCCUGUCGAUGGAUUGAAGGUGAGGAGUUGUAAGCGGAGGUGGUCGGGCAGUGACGUGGUUGAAGGUGGGGUGAAGAGAAGGCAGGUAGGCGGCGAGGGUGCUCGCGUUGAGGAGCGCGCAAUCGACGGAGAGGAGACGGACAGAGAGGAUGGGGAGGAGGAGGAGGAGGAGGAGGAGGAGGAGGAGGGGGUUGCAGGUGACGAUUGCGAUGAGAGGAAACGUAUGCUGCGGCGCCGGCGAAGGACGAGCGAUGGUGCGGAAGAGGAGACGUGCGUGCUGGGGAGGAGGAAGGCGAAGAGGGCAUGCAUACGGCAGGAAGUUGAAGAAAUGCAUGAUGGUGCUACUGCUGUGCCAAUGGAGAGCGAAGCUUCGGGGUGGAAUAGCUAUGGCGGAAGGAUGGGGGAGAAGACGGGCAAGCGUUGUCGACGAGGAGGUAGCGAGGAGGAUGACAAGCCGUCGAUCGUGAGGAGAAGGGUCGCGACUCAAGCGGAGGAGGGAUGGGGUGAUCGGCGGCCGGGAUCUGCUUUCGCUCGCCUUGCUAAGCGGCUGAGAGAGAUGCAAGUUUGGGGACUCGAACGAGAUAACGACGGGGAGAUUGCUCUGCCAGCGGCGAAGGAGUCGUCUGCGAUGGAGCAAGAGUAUGAUCAGAGGAGGAAGAGGCUCAAGAGGGGGGAAGGUUGGCAGGAAAACGGCAGGGAAGAGACCUAUGCGCCUGUGUCGGAGCCAACGGAAGGCCACGUUUGCGGCGGGAUGGCGGGGAACGCUUGCGCGAUGACGGGGAACGCCGGGGUGAUGGCGGCAAACGCUGCCAAAACUAGGGGAGGUGCGGGGGAGAAGCAGAAAGACAAAGACGGGGGGAAGAAGGAUGGGGGACACGUUGUAUGCGGCUGGGGAAUGACGAUGACCAGGUGCGAAAGAAUGGCUGACGGCAGCCGGGGACAAGUUUUGGCGGGAAAAGAGACGGGGGGGGAUUGGGGACAAGUUUUGGCGGGAAAAGAAACGGGGGGAGAUUGGGGACACGUUUUGGCGAGAAAAGAAAAGCGGGGGGAUUGGCCUGCUCGAAAGAGGCGAAGAGGGAGAGGAGGGGGGGAGAACACCAGCAACGUAUCAGCGGAGAGCGAUGACGAGGAGCGCUGACGUACCUACGCGGAGGACAGUCGCAAUCGAUUGGGAAAACGCCGCAAGUAUGCCGCGCGUGAUGACACGUUGGAGACGAACACUCUUGGUUGGUUAUGCAUGCAUCCCCGGAGAUUGACAGAAAACCAACAGACCAAUCAUCGAUGGCUUGAUUGGUUGAGUGAUACAAGAUCUUAAUAGACCAAUCAAUCGCUUGAUUGGUUUGUUUAGCCGGCGUGAGUAGGAGUUAAUAGACUGUCUGUACGUUUGGGGGAGGCAAGGAGGUGGAGAUAGCUCGACCGCCCUGCUCCCUCUGGAGGGGGCGUGCUCGGUGAAAGACUGGCAGUAGCAGUAGCGUAGGGGAAGGUUUUCAAGAUGAGGGUGGUAGGUAGGAGAAGAGGGUGGGGGAGAAGGAUUGGCCCUGAUUGUGCUGAAAUAGCCGCGAGUUUCCGAGAUGAUCCUUCCUUCCCAUGCUUCUUGUUGUUGUUGAAGGCAGGGGCUGUAUAAUCAAGCCCCUCCCGACUU